UUCAAUUGUAUACAUAUAAAUAAUGAUGUUAGAGAGUAUAGAGUUACAAGAAAGAGUAGAUCGAUUAUAUAUACAUUCGACUAUUGUAUGUGGAUACUAUUGGCAUUGCAAACAUACUACCUCAUAUCAAUGAACUACUCUAUAUUCAAGUCAUUCAUGUUUGUGAUGAUCAUAGCCAUCAUUGCCAUUCGUCUCUGUCUAAAGAUGUUUAUCAUCCGCGAGGAGUCAUUGACAGUGAUAAGAGAACUUGGAAUACAACUGCGAAAGAAGUACUUGUUGAAGGAGACGGUGGAGUUUAUCGAGAAGUCUAGGAUCAGUUCGAUCAUUAUCAACGAAGGUAUAUCACGCUAUCGCGUAGUAUAUUACAUGGCCUUUAUCGUCGAAGGCAAACAAAAGAUGAUACUGGCAUUCGACGACCUCAUUCCAAGGAUCAAUGUAUUGCUCAAAAUCUAUCGUGGCACUCGUGCGCUGAUGUAUGGAGAGAAUGAA
Acytostelium subglobosum LB1 is the source of this 489-nucleotide messenger RNA. RefSeq lists its product as hypothetical. The annotation marks the transcript as partial. Lineage: Eukaryota; Evosea; Eumycetozoa; Acytosteliales; Acytosteliaceae. Gene Ontology annotation, cellular component: glycosylphosphatidylinositol-N-acetylglucosaminyltransferase (GPI-GnT) complex. The record is from RefSeq and is a predicted model, not a curated record. Gene Ontology annotation, biological process: GPI anchor biosynthetic process. The transcript is spliced from 2 exons.